Molecule: messenger RNA, 1025 nt
Organism: Schizosaccharomyces octosporus yFS286
Lineage: Eukaryota; Fungi; Ascomycota; Schizosaccharomycetes; Schizosaccharomycetales; Schizosaccharomycetaceae
Product: rho family GTPase Rho4
Exons: 6
Coding region: 76-675 (199 amino acids)
Biological process (GO): small GTPase-mediated signal transduction
Molecular function (GO): GTP binding; GTPase activity
Source: RefSeq, a predicted model, not a curated record
UGGCAAUUUAAGUACAACGCGACUUGUUCAACGAAAAACAAACCAAUAUCAACAACUUUGCUUGACACACAAAGAAUGAAAAGCAGCUCAAAAUCAGAUCAUUCAAAGAAACUGGUGGUUGUAGGAGACGGCGGUUGUGGCAAAACCUGUUUGUUGAUUGUGUUUUCUACCGGCACAUUCCCAGAGAGAUACGUUCCAACCGUGUUUGAAAAUUAUAUUACGCAAAUCUCCUACAAACCCAACGGCAAAAUUAUUGAGUUGGCUUUAUGGGAUACUGCUGGACAAGAGGAGUACGAUCGUCUUCGCCCUCUUAGUUACCCUAACAGCAAUGUUAUCUUGCUCUGUUUCUCAAUUGAUUGUCCUGCCUCUCUGCAUAACAUCACUGAAAAGUGGUUUCCAGAAGUUCAGCAUUUCUGUCCACGGACGCCCACAAUGCUAGUUGGUCUCAAAUCUGAUUUACGACAGGAUAGAAAUGCUGAAGAGGUUUUACGUACUCAAGGUCUUACACCCGUAACUUUUGAACAGGCUCAAAACGUGGCAUCCUCCAUCAGUUCACCUUAUGUGGAAUGUUCUGCUAAAGAAGCUUCAGGGAUCAAUGAUGUGUUUCAACUCGCUGUAAGCUUAACCAUGAAAAAAUCAUUUUCAUUUUCGAAAAGGUCUUGCGUCAUUCUUUAAACAUCUCCUCUCCCUCUUUUCCUCUCCUUCUCUCUUUCCUCUUUCUGUAUUUGGGUUUCAUGAAUUUUUUGGCUCUUUUUAUAUUCCCUUUCUAAUGACCAAUAUUUUUGUUGAUUGUUGAUUAACCUGAAUUGACAAUAUCUCUCCUUUUUUAUUUAAAAAAAAUUGUCAGUUGCUUUUCUUUAUUUUCUUUAAUUUGUAUUGUUUGCUUACGCACGAUGACGAGUACAAUGGCUUCUUCUUUUAUAUGUCGUCCAUAUCAAUAACAGAUAUCAACUAAUUUGUUUUCUUUUUUUUAAAAAAAAAAAGAUAUGUAUAGUACCCAUCGUUUGAUAAUUGCUUCUAAGACC